AUGGACGAAGGCGUGGAGGAGAUGAGCUGCGCUCUGCAAAAAAUGUUGUUGACGGGCGCAUACUCUGACCUCACGAUACAUUGCGGUGAAAAGAGCUGGGCUGUACACAAGGUAUUGCUGUGCUCACGUUCGGAUUACUUCAAAGCCGCCUGUAGGCCUGAUGCUUUCAAGGAAGGUCACGACGCCUGCAUCAACCUCGUGGCCACGACGGAUGAGGGCCACGAGGAUGACUUGAGCGCGGACAAUCCGGAAGCCGUUGAGCUCAUGAUCGACUUAAUCUACCGCCACAACUACACUGCGCCUCACAUCCACAUCUCGGUGGCAUCAGCGAAUGGCGGCGGGGGCCAUUCAAACAAUAGGGCAGUUCCUUGGCUGACACCGUCUGGCGAUUGCAACGUGGUCAUGCACGCGAAAAUGUACGCACUGGGAUCUAAGUACGGCAUCAAAUCGCUUCAAGAUGUUGCAAAGAUCAAGUUCAGUGAGGCGGCUUGCUACGCAUGGAAUGACCGGCGCUUCGUCGACGCCAUCCAGGUCGUCUACACGACCACGCCCGACGAAGACAAAGGUCUGCGAGACAUCACAACACGCACGAUCCACGAACACUGCGCCCAGCUUGUUCGCAAGCCUCGCGUUGCGGUUUGCAUGCAUAGCAUCAAUGGACUUGCUUUCGAUCUGCUUGUGCGCCAGACCACUCCGGAAGUCGUUCGCCUGCCACCUCUUUGCAGCGGCUGCCUCAAAGAAUCGACGGCUUACUGCCCCAGAUGCAAUUGUUUGGUCAAGGCUAAGGCCACCGAUGACGACGAUGAAGGGGGCGAUGGUGGAUGGUGA
Messenger RNA from Saxophila tyrrhenica, 828 nucleotides. RefSeq lists its product as uncharacterized. The transcript is spliced from 3 exons. Lineage: Eukaryota; Fungi; Ascomycota; Dothideomycetes; Mycosphaerellales; Extremaceae. Bases 1 to 828 code for a protein of 275 amino acids. The record is from RefSeq and is a predicted model, not a curated record. Gene Ontology annotation, molecular function: protein binding.